Messenger RNA from Nicrophorus vespilloides, 3991 nucleotides. Its product is annotated as (E3-independent) E2 ubiquitin-conjugating enzyme. The record is from RefSeq and is a predicted model, not a curated record. Lineage: Eukaryota; Metazoa; Arthropoda; Insecta; Coleoptera; Silphidae. The transcript has 9 exons. Bases 318 to 3692 code for a protein of 1124 amino acids.
AGGGGAAUGAUGGUGUGUGCGUCGUGCCCAGGAUUCAUCAGCACCGCGAUUAACGACACCUGAAGAACGGAGAGGAAGAACGUUCUUCGUGCGGGUUUUCGGUGUUAACUCCUCUUUUGUUUUUUUUUGUGUGUGUGAAUUUCAAUACGCACGUAGAAAACAAAACACACACAAAAAAAAGGAAGCGAUAGACACGCACUCGCCGAUUGGCAGGUCGUGGAACAAAAAAAAUAUAUAAAAUAAUGGCGUUUGGCAUUUGAUUUGUUUGAGAGGCGCAAAAUCUCGCAGUGGUGGUUUCAAUUUACGUUGGCGUCGCGAUGAGUGCGAACAGCGGUGCAACAGCAGCAGCAGCAACGGCGGAGGAGACGACGGCGGCGGCGGUGGCGACGAUCACGGAGACAAUGUCAGAGGCGCGACAGCUGAUCGGCGCGAAAGAGGUGAAGGAAUUCUACGGAAACGAUAUCGUGUUCAGCUACGACAAGAAGAAGGGCAUCGUCUUCGGGGUGGUCGUGGAUAGUUACGAGUCGUCCGGAUCGGAGGACAGUCUUGGGGCGCUCGAGAAGGGACAGAUCCGCGUGUACUGGCCGCACAAUCAUUCCGAGCACGUCUGGAAGCAGGACAACGUUCAUCUGCUGAGCAGAUUCAUCCUACCCGGUGAUAUCGUCCGCAGACUCGAGGAUGGUAAAGAGACUCAGCGCGGUUACUGCAGGUCCUCGAAGCAGGUGGCCACCGUGCAGAUAUUGGGCACGGACAAGGUCAUCGAGAACGUGAGCCAGGACCGAUUGGAGAACAUGCUCAAGUUCAAUUAUGGUUCCGCUGUUUGCCUCAACAAUAAAUUCGGCAGGAUUAUGAAUUUCGAUCAGAAGGUGACACUGACGUCCAAGUGUGGCUCCGUCGUGGAAAUACUGAACAGUAUUAAUCACGACAUCGAAGAAUACUGGCUCGGACGGAGAGGCUCUUCCUUCGUAGGAGAAUACUACGUCGGCCAAGAUGUCUCUUUGGUACCUUGGAAUUUGGAAGAGCCGACUUGGAUCAAGAAGUCGAAAACGAUACGGCGUAAUCUGCACAUGCGACAGAAAUUCACCGUGAAGAACGUGGAAAUCGUGAACGUGGAUGUAGCAUGGCAUAGACCGGACGCGACCUCCGCCGAAGAGUCCAAACUCCACAUGUCUAUUGCCGAUGUUAAAGCCGAGGAAAUUCCAAAAUUGCAGCUGAUGGAGAGCAUGGAGGAACGGUCUCUGGAGCUUUGCGAGAGGCGACUUCUGAAGUUGUCUCCAGGUGAUACGAUGAUCACAAAGAAACAGUGGCUGCAGAAACGCUCCAAGGUGUUGAUGCCGCAUCUCACGAAAGGCACCGCAAAUACGGGAAGCACGAAGAAAAAGAGAAGUCGAUAUAAUUCGAAUUCUCUUCUGAAUACGGACGAUGAAAUCUACGUUAUGGGUGCGGACGACGUGGAGGAGGAUACGGAGGCCGCAGACGAUGAGGCCAGCGACGAGGCGGAGUGGUCCACGGACAACGAGUCCAGCAUCGCCGACGACAAGCAGCGAAUGCUGGUGGUAUUCAAGAAGAAGCGCUGCGGUAUGAAGAAAGUGACUUUGGAGCGUAUCCUAAACGUGCCCGUCGAGGUGACGUGCUACGACUCGCAGGUGACCAUCGUGUGGCAGGAUGGAACCGAGGAGAAGGACCUUUCCAGUACUCAGCUCUACUAUUCGAUCUCAUUGGACGAUCACGAGUUCUUUCCCGGCGAAUGGGUGAUCCAAAACGAGGACGAGUUUUCCGGUCAGUACGGCGUCGUGCAGAAGGUCGACUACCUAGAGCGGACCGCAAUGAUCAAGUGGUUCGAAUACAACGAGCAAGAGAAGGAGCAAAAAUACCUUCACACCGACGAGAUGAGCGUCUACGAUAUAACGAAGCAUCCAAAAUUUGCGUUCAGGCCGGGCAUAUUCGUCUACUCCAGCAAUAACAUCAACGCUAAAUUGGGGAUGGUUCACGACAGUUGUCCGCAGGGUUACAUAGUUGUUAAAUGGUUGUCCGGUGAUGAGGGGAAAUACACGCCGCAGGAGUUGGUGCUGCUGCCGGACACGCACGAUCUUCUCGAUGACGACGACGACGAUGAGAAUGAAAGCGGUCAGAUGUCCUGGGAGACGGAGAGCAUCGAGUCGAUAACCGGUGACAUGAACAGUGAACCGAUUCUGCAGAAUAUGGCAGCGCGUCUCGAUUUUGUUCGAAGCCGGAUAGUCUAUCUUCGGGAAGCCUUCCAGCAGCACACCGUUUACGAAAAUUUCACUUACUUGAGGGAUCUGCUCAUCGUCUACGAUAACUCCAGCUACUUGGAUAAGCUCCUAGGCACUUCGUUCUUUAACAACAAAAGCAAACACUACCAGACGUUAUUGCAGCAAGUGAAGGACAGAGCGAGGCAGCACGGCGUCGAGAUCUUCGGUAGAUGCGUAUCAGACAACAGCACUUCGUUGAAGAUGAAGGUGGCGGAACGGGAGAACAUCAACAAGGUGUUGCGGUUGGAGCAUAAGAUCAACGCGCAAAUUGAGAGCUCGAAGGAUGGCAGCAGCAACAAGGAGGGUGGAGAGCCGUCGCUGGCGCCGACUCCCGAAUCCGAGAAGAUCAACAUCACAUCGGAUAACCUCUGCGUGGAGGUGCUGUCGAUGAUCAAGGCACGAAUGGAUCUGGCAUACGCAGAGAUCGUGGCGAGGAUGGACGGAACGCAGGCAUUAACGGUGAUGACGAAAGCGUCCGAGCCGACGGUGUCUCCAAUGCUGAGCGUGCCGACUACGCCCGAUGACUCGUUCACCAGCUUAACGCUGACGCCACCGAAAUUCGGCUCGUUGGCGAAGCCGACCGGCAGCAACUUCGUUAGCGAGAGCUACAGCGUGCUCGACGAUGCGCCCACCAAUCACAGAUAUUUCAAUUCGAAGAACGAGCCCACCGAUAAGAUGCAGUUCUUCAGGGCGGUGCGAACAGAGAGCAAUCUGCUGAGGGAAUCGCUGCCACCUGGUGUUUGGGUGAGAUCGUAUGCGAAUCGCAUGGAUCUGCUCUCGGUCAUGAUCCGAGGACCCGACAAAACACCCUACGAGGACGGUCUCUUCCUAUUCGACAUGCAGCUGAGCGCCGACUAUCCCAGAUCUCCGCCGCUGGUCAGCUACAUCAGUUACAGCUCUGAGCGUCUCAAUCCGAAUCUGUACGUGGAGGGCAGGGUGUGCGUCUCGCUGCUGGGUACGUGGCUGGGUCGCGGUACCGAGGUGUGGGGUCCGAACAGCACGCUGCUUCAACUCAUCGUCAGCAUACAGGGUUUGAUCUUGGUGGCGGAGCCGUAUUACAACGAGGCCGGCUACGAGAAGCAGAGCGAAUCGCAGCAGGGAUACGAGAACUCGCGGACAUACAACGAGCUCGUCAUCCUGAAACUGGUGCAGUCGAUGACGGAAUUACUGCUGUCGCCGCCGCAGGUCUUCAGGCACGAGGUCCUCUAUCACUUUUCGAAUUGCGGGGAUCGCCUGUGCGUCAGACUGAAGGCGCUCAUCAACAAUACCUCACCGGAGUCCAUGAAGCUGGACUUUCCACUUUUGCCCAUCAGCAAAGGCCUCAAGUUAAGUCUGAACACCGCUCUGGACAGAUUCCACCAAGUGCUCAUCAGUGCCCUCGAGAAGCAGCAACCGAUCGCACAGACCCCAACGUUCUAAAUACAGUAAACGCUGCAAGAAUAAGCAAAAACAGCAGCAGCAGCGGUGGCGAUGGCGGCAAGAAAGAGGAGGGUUGAGUGGGCGUCAAGAAAUGAUUGAAACUACGUUUGCCUCCAAUCCAGAUGCUCCCAUCAAUUUCAAUAUUUAUUUCGCCCAAAUCAAAUCCAAUCUUUAUCUCAGUCUGAAUGUUGUUGCAAAGCUAAUUGUGAUCGUUUCUGUUUUAACACAAUAUUAUUAGUAUUAUUAUUAUUUGUCCCGUCUUGAAGAUUAUAAAUAUUAUCAUUAUUAUUAUUACUACA